This is a messenger RNA of Aspergillus nomiae NRRL 13137, 949 nucleotides long. RefSeq lists its product as uncharacterized. Lineage: Eukaryota; Fungi; Ascomycota; Eurotiomycetes; Eurotiales; Aspergillaceae. Gene Ontology annotation, cellular component: nucleus. The record is from RefSeq and is a predicted model, not a curated record. The coding region runs from base 26 to 949 and encodes 307 amino acids. Gene Ontology annotation, biological process: mitotic DNA replication termination; site-specific DNA replication termination at RTS1 barrier. The transcript is spliced from 2 exons.
UUCUAUACUAAACCAGUGAAGAAAUAUGGGUAAUGACGGUGGAAGUAUCCCCACCCGCCGCGAGCUCGUCCGCGAAGCCGCGCGCGCCCCCAGCACAGCUCAAGUCAAAGAAGCCCAGCGCGAACUCCAAGAACACUACUGGACGACAUGUCCUCUGUCCCACAAGCCGUUAAUGCGUCCGAUAGUGGCCGACUGCGUCGGGAACAUGUAUAACAAAGACGCUAUUCUCAAAUUCCUCCUUCCUGGCGAAGAGAUCGAAGGAAUCAGUUCCAAGGCCGAUUGCGAAGAGAUCCUCGGCGGACGGGUGAAGGGCCUCCGGGACGUAGUCGAGCUGAAAUUCGAGAUCGACACCGAACAAAACCAACACCCCUCGACUAAGCUCGACAAGCAAGAGGGUUGGAUUUGCCCAGUCACUGCUAAGCAGCUCGGGCCAAAUGUCAAGGCCGUCUAUCUUGUGCCCUGCGGUCAUGUGUUCUCUGAGGAGGCUGUACGCCAGCUGAAGGGGGAUAAGUGUCUGCAGUGCAAUGAAUCGUACACGGAGGAGAAUGUCAUUCCUAUUUUACCAACGAAAAGUGAGGAGAAGCAGCAGCUUGUGGCGAGGGCGCAGAAAUUGGCCGAACAGGGGUUGACGCAUUCGCUGAAGAAGGCGCCUGGGUCGAAGAAGCGUAAGAAGCAGGCUAAUGGGGAUUCUGCUGAAACGGAGGGUGCGAGUCGCAGCAAUACAUCUACUCCUAAGCCUCGUGCGUCGGAUGGCAUUAAACAUGCGGCGACGGCGAUGCUGACUGCCCGGGUCCUGGAGGAGGAGAAUGAAAAGAAGAAGCGGCGGAAGAUGAUGGGUCUGAAUGAUAAUCUGAAUAGUCUCUUUACGAAGGACUCCAAAGACGGCAAAAUGAAGAACACCGAUUUUAUGACCAGGGGCUUUACUCUUCCUGCAGGCUCUAGGAAGUGA